Messenger RNA from Oryzias melastigma (Indian medaka), 1872 nucleotides. It is a transcript of the gene opn7d, whose product is annotated as opsin 7, group member d. Gene Ontology annotation, molecular function: G protein-coupled receptor activity. Bases 132 to 1325 code for a protein of 397 amino acids. The transcript is spliced from 6 exons. NCBI's taxonomy places the organism in Eukaryota, Metazoa, Chordata, Actinopteri, Beloniformes, Adrianichthyidae. Gene Ontology annotation, cellular component: membrane. Gene Ontology annotation, biological process: visual perception; G protein-coupled receptor signaling pathway. The record is from RefSeq and is a predicted model, not a curated record.
GUGCUCCCACCUCUCCUUCUUGUCUGGGGCUCUCUUCUGUCUCACAGUGGAUGGCUAAGGUCCUCUCUGUGUCCAGCUCUUCACCUGGCCUCCAUGAGUCUGACUGAGGACAAGACACUCUUCCCUGGAAGAUGGGAAAUGCUUCAGAAAUCUCCUCUCUGUUUGCCUCCAGCAUCUCCAGAGAGCAUGACAUCCUCAUGGGUUUCCUCUACAGCGCCUUCUGUCUCCUGUCCCUUGUGGGCAACUGCACUCUGUUACUCGUUGCCUAUCACAAGCGGUCAACCCUGAAACCGGCAGAGUUCUUCAUCAUCAAUCUCUCUAUCAGUGACCUUGGGAUGACUCUCUCUUUAUUCCCGUUGGCGAUACCGUCAGCUUUCUCUCACAGGUGGUUGUUUGGAGAAGUGACAUGCCAACUCUAUGCCAUGUGUGGGGUGUUGUUUGGGCUCAGCAGCCUGACAAACCUGACAGCCCUCUCUCUUGUGUGCUGCCUUAAAGUUUGCUUCCCAAAUCAUGGAAACAAGUUUUCUUUUUCACAUGCUCGCCUCCUGGUGGCGGGAGUGUGGUGCUACGCGUCUGUGUUCGCCGUGGGGCCUUUGGCCGAAUGGGGGCGCUACAGUGCUGAACCUUAUGGCACGGCCUGCUGCAUUGACUGGCACGCACCCAACUACGAACUCUCGGCUUUGUCCUACAUUCUCUGCCUUUUCAUCUUUUGCUACGCCUUGCCGUGCACCGUCAUCUUCCUGUCCUACACCUUCAUUCUGCUGACUGUUCGGGGGUCACGUCAGGCCGUCCAGCAGCAUGUGUCCCCGCAGACCAAGACCACCAAUGCUCACGCCCUCAUUGUGAAGCUCUCAGUAGCCGUGUGCAUAGGCUUCCUGGGCGCCUGGACCCCUUAUGCUGUCGUUGCCAUGUGGGCUGCGUUUGGAGAUGCCACGCAGGUCCCUCCUACCGCCUUUGCCCUUGCUGCCAUCUUUGCCAAGUCUUCAACUAUCUACAACCCCAUGGUCUACCUGCUGUGCAAGCCCAACUUCCGCGAGUGCUUGUGCAGAGACACGUCUUUGCUGCGACAGAUGAUCUACAGGGGGAGCCCGCAGCCGCAGGAGCGUUUUGGGGCCAACUCACAGCGAAACAAGGACAUAACUGCCUCCACGAGAUUUUCAAACGGACAGCAGGAGAGCUACGGGGCGUGUCUGAACUGUACCGAGAACACAGCGCUGUGCCAACUGGCAUCGCCCCAGAACACUGCCUGCAUCCUAACCGGAUCCACGUACACGGAGGUGACGGUUCAACAGCUUGUCGAUAAACCACAACCUGAUUUCCUCUGAAGCUACAGACUGAGAUGGGACCUAAAACUCCAAAAGACGGAGGCUACCAGACUCUUCAGCAAAACUCAUGACAUGACAAAACUCCGGCUGUGAAUCCUUCACCAGAGACUCGGCUAACUCCUGUCAGGCUCCAGACGUUUAUACUUCUCUUGAUGUCGAAUUUUCUGUAAGCUUGUGUCCCAUUUUAUUUUAAUCCAAGCAGUUAAGUGGAUUUUGAAGGAGCCGAAAUUGAAACAGGAGGCUUCCAGCUGAGUCAUGCUUCAUUAGCAAGUUGUGCUUUUAUGUAAGCAGCCCAGGGAUACAUUCUCAUACAUUAAAAAAAAUAUAAUCAGAGCAUAACAGAUGGAGUGUAUAAACAAUGCUUUUGAGGGACAUGUGAUUGUUGGGUGUAUAUAAAGUGUUGAAUAAGAGAAAAUAUUCACCCACCCCCAUCUAUCUCUCUUCCCCUCCAGGUCUGUAUGAAUGUUGUGUCCUUGUCACCAUUGGGGUUCAAUGUAAAAGAGACAUAAAAUUAAAGUGGCAGCUGCUGCUUUCUGAUAUGGAUGAA